Messenger RNA from Lucilia cuprina (Australian sheep blowfly), 1412 nucleotides. Its product is annotated as lipase 3. Lineage: Eukaryota; Metazoa; Arthropoda; Insecta; Diptera; Calliphoridae. Gene Ontology annotation, molecular function: hydrolase activity, acting on ester bonds. The record is from RefSeq and is a predicted model, not a curated record. The transcript has 5 exons. The coding region runs from base 203 to 1402 and encodes 399 amino acids.
AACUAAGCACAUGUGUGUUUAGUAUAAUAAACCAAUUGAAUUGAUUAAAUUGUGUUAAAGUAUUAAGCUAAAAAAAAAUUAAAAAUAAAUAAAAAUAUAUAAAUAAACCAAACAAGAAGUGUUAAUCAGACAAAACGGAAGGAAGCCUUGAAAAUUAUAAUAAUUCAAAUUUGAAAAAAAAACUAAUAAAAAACACAGUGAUAUGAAGAAUAUUUCUAUGAGACUCUAUUUAGCAUUAACAUUAUCGAUAUUACUAAUCAAUUCCUGUGUCUUGGCUCAAAAAGAUCUAGUGCGUCAAUUGAUAGAAACAAAUACGUACUCUUGUGAAGUUCAUAAAAUUCAAACCAAAGAUAAUUAUAUCUUAACAGUACAUCGUAUACCUGCUUCCACUAAUAGCUCUAAAAUCGCAACACCCACAAAACGUCCUAUAAUACUCAUGCAUGGCCUGUUAGGUUCUGGCGCCGAUUUUAUAUUACCCGGUAAAAAUCGUGCCCUUAGUGCUUUACUACACGAACAGGGCUAUGAUGUUUGGCUGCCGAAUGCUCGUGGCACCACCUAUUCCAAAAAGCAUAUAAUCUAUGAUUCCUCACAACCGGAAUUUUGGAAUUUUACUUGGCAUGAAAUUGGUGUACAAGAUUUACCCGCCAUUGUUGAUUAUGUUUUGAAUUUUACUCAACAAUCCUCUUUGCAUUAUGUCGCCCAUUCUCAGGGUUCUACUACCCUUCUGGUAAUGCUUUCAGAGAGACCUGACUACAAUGAUAAAAUAGCCAGUGCUCAUCUAUUGGCUCCGGUGGCAUUUUUAAAGGAUCUCAAAAGUCCUCCCCUGCGUGUGAUGGCCUAUGAAAGUGAUAAAAUAGAGGCCCUCUUAAAUCACUUGGGAUUAUAUGAACUUUUUCCAUCUACCGCUCUAAAUCAAUUGGGCGGACAUCUGUUGUGCGGUAACGGUGUACCCACUCAAAAUCUCUGCCUGUUACUUACGUUUCUAUCGGUGGGUUUUAGUGACUUUCAAAUGGAUCGUAAUCUAUUUCCACGUUUAUUUGAAACGACACCCGCUGGCAUAUCACGCAAACAGUUUCAACAUUUUGGACAAUUGAUAACUUCCGGAAAAUUUCAACAGUUUGAUUAUAAAUCGAAAAGUGAAAAUUUACGUCGUUACAAAAGUAAAACACCACCCGAAUAUAAUUUACGUAAUGUACGUGUACCGAUGCAGUUAUUUUAUGGGAAUCGUGAUUUGUUGAUGGCUAAACAGGAUGUUUAUCGAUUGGCGAAUAGACUGAAAAAUACUCAUUAUUCAUUACAUGAAAUACGAGGAUUCAAUCAUAUUGAUUUGUUAUACUCUACAGAAGCACCACGCUUAAUCUAUAAGCAAAUACUCCAGGAGAUUAAGAAAUUCUAUAAAUAGAAAAAAAGAA